UUCCCACCUCCAUCUCCCAGCUAUCAUGUCGCGCCGCAUCCUCCUCGCCGCACCUCCGCUGUGCGAGCUGGCAGAAGCAGGCUCAUCGCAUGCCACCUUUCUGCUGCUGCCGCACCCGCGACACUCGCAGCCAGCCUACUACCUGCCGCACCCUGCCGCACCCGGCACGCCGCAGCUGCUCGAGCUGCUCAAGAUCGCACCCAGCAGCGGCGCGCGCAGCUGGUUCCUCACGCCCGACGAGGAGGCUGAGACGCCUGCAACGGCAUUGCUGGGCGAGGGAGAGGUGGUGCGCGACGGCGCACUGCAUCUGCUUGCGCCCAUCGACCCACUCUUCCUCCUGCUGCCCAUUCUCUCAACAUUACAGCCCUGGAGCGAGCUGCCCUACCUGCCGCCAGACGAUCUCUUCGAGCGCUGUGCCUCUCUCUGCGGCGCCGAGCUGGCACGGCAGCACAACGCCUCGAUGAAGGAGGCCUCGGCACGACAGAAAGACAAGUCGCGGCAGAUGGACGUCGAGCUGGUGGAUGAGGACACGGAGUGGGAGGACGUGGGCCGCUUCGGAGCGCUUGACUUCGUGCAGCGACGGCUGAUGGACUUGUGUGAUCGGCUCGACGUCUCUCCUACCCUGACGACAGUGCGGCCCAGCAAGGCGCGCACAAUAGCCGCACUCGAAGUCAAGCUCUCCUACCUCUCCUCGGCUGCCACCUUCGACGCCGCACCCACAACGCUGGGGCGACAGCUCGCACGCGCUCUCGACGCCGACGCAACGGACGAGGAGCGUGCGGCGGCGCGACGACGCAUCGCCAGCGAUACGCUUGGCGACCAUGUCUGCGAGAGCUGGCUUGCUGAGCUGGCAGCACACACUGAGGGCGCGGGACAGAAGGAGGCAGAAGCGGCGCAAUCAUAGCGUGCGUUGUCGCUCGAGCGGUGUGCGGUCCAAUGGGUAUGUGACAGGUAGUGUGGUGUACAGAUAGGAGUCGCUG
Tilletiopsis washingtonensis is the source of this 980-nucleotide messenger RNA. RefSeq lists its product as hypothetical. The transcript has 4 exons. Gene Ontology annotation, biological process: ribonucleotide metabolic process; RNA catabolic process. The record is from RefSeq and is a predicted model, not a curated record. Gene Ontology annotation, cellular component: ribonuclease H2 complex; nucleoplasm. Lineage: Eukaryota; Fungi; Basidiomycota; Exobasidiomycetes; Entylomatales. Bases 26 to 904 code for a protein of 292 amino acids.